This is a messenger RNA of Cyprinus carpio (common carp), 1512 nucleotides long. RefSeq names its product vacuolar protein sorting-associated protein 33B-like. Gene Ontology annotation, biological process: vesicle-mediated transport. The coding region runs from base 1087 to 1386 and encodes 99 amino acids. The transcript is spliced from 6 exons. NCBI's taxonomy places the organism in Eukaryota, Metazoa, Chordata, Actinopteri, Cypriniformes, Cyprinidae. The record is from RefSeq and is a predicted model, not a curated record.
ACAGUAAUCAGGUAAAAAAAAAGCCAUAUAUUCUAAAAUCAUUACUAUUAUUUUGAAAACGUGUUCUAUACUUCCUAAAAAUCAUAAAUUAAUAUUUAUGUUCCCAUUCUCACUCAAAUUAAUAUCCUAUCUCCUUCAAGCAGUGUUUGCUAUCAGGAUCAUCAUUUCACUUUUAUUUUGUCAUUUAAUAGCUGUGGUUUAUUCCACACAGUUACAGUACCAAAACUUGUAAUCUAAUAGUUUUUCUGUAAACUAAACUAUGGAUACAACAUGACACAUCUCGGAAAUAAAGCACUAUCUUUUAUAUUUAUUAUUCAUAUUGAUCCAUUUAAGAAUAUUACACGAUAUGUGACACAAGUCACAUUUAACUUUAAUUUCAUUUCAUAUCUGUGCAAGCAUUAUACACUUAUAUAUUUUUUUAAUAAUACGAAUGUAUUUAAUUAAAAAAAAUUCUAACACUAAAGCUAACUCAAAAAUUCACAUUCAGUCGUCAUUCACCCACCCGAUGUUGUUCUGGGUGACUUCAUUAAGCGGAACACAACAGAAGAUGUGGAGGAAAUCUUCAUCAGCAUCUCCUCUUGUGCUCAACAGAGGAAAGAAAGUCACCACAGGUUCAGAACCACUACAGGGAGGGCUGAACUGUCCCGUUAGGGUAAAGAACAUCCCAUGAUGAUCAGUUACAAAAAAAAAAAAAAAAAAAGUUAUGUGACAUCAUCACAACUCCACUCCUCUCUCCAAAAAGAGCUGCUGCAGUUUCUCCUCGAGAGCUGCACUGGUGCCACGGAGCCCUUUUACCACCCGAGACGCCCACACAAAGUAUUCUUGAACCCUUUCCGCUGUCCAACCUGUCAACACAGAUGCAAGACAGUAUAAUUAGAGGCUGGAAAUGUAUUCAUCUCCGGAGCAGCAGUUUUAAAGUCUCACCUGUGCGAGUGCAGCGAUUGAGGUCCCGCAAGUUAUACAACUUGUCAGCUAGUUUCACUAGCUUGGCCUGAUGGCUGCGGUGCGGUGCGUGCUCCACUUGCAGCCGUAUUAUGGAGACAGAUUUGUUUUGUUCUUCCACUAGAUAUUGGUGCAAGUGAAUCCAUGAUGAAAAAGAAAAACCAAAUUUUCUCCGCUCUUUCCCAUAUAUUAGCAUUACUUGAAGGCUUUGAGACCCGUGAAUGUAUCACCUACACUGAAGAACAUAUCAACAGACAGGUGUCAAUGAUUGACAGUCUAAGACUCCUUUGCCUGUUGUCCAUCACAGAAAAUGGUCUUUUGUCCAAAGACUGUAAAUCUCUUAAAGCUCAGUACCUUCAGAGUUAUUGUAUAGAGCACCUGCUGACGUUUGCAAACCUGAGGCAGCUGGGUCUGCUGGAAGAACAGCAAGCAGAGAAACACUGACAGUGAUGGAGAGUAAAGUGGGGAAACUCGUCACUGACAAGACUGUAGGUGUUGGAGAGAGAUGGUUGGACAGGUCUGGAGGAGGUUGCACGCAUGCUGAAUGGACAGGAAUUUGCUGUAAAAGGU